This is a messenger RNA of Amoebophrya sp. A25, 26446 nucleotides long. Lineage: Eukaryota; Dinophyceae; Syndiniales; Amoebophryaceae. The record is from the annotation of a GenBank genome assembly.
AAUCAUCAACUUCAUCACUGGCUUCUGCAGGAGUACAUUGCUACAAUCAGCUCAACCAGUGCUGCCAUUACCAUCUGCAAUCUCGACCUCGAGGCGUAGUAGGUUGGCCGACACUUGCGAGCAGGCACCUCGCGCCCAGUCUGACAACGUAAGAAACCGGUCUAGCUUACAACGUACUCGGCUGCUCUUUGUGAAGCAGAUUGUGCCAGUGCUGUUGCAGUUGCUCUUCCUAGUUCCCGCGGUGGACGUCUCGAAGCAGAAUAAUCGAGUGGAAAUGUUGAACAAGCAGGAAGAAGCUGUAGAACAAGGACAAGAAAAGCAGCUGAACAAGCAAGAAGAAGGCGUACAGCAAAGACAGAAAAAUAAGGAGUCGAAUAGGCAAGAGGAAGCUGUAACACAGGGACAGGAAAACAAGGUGCAGCGCAUCAAGGUGAAAAAGCCUAACGAUCUGAAGGAGAAAAUACUGGAGGCGUCUUGGAAGAUCCUGUCGCUUGCAGAUAGUAGCGAGCUUGGUGGCCAUUCAGACAGAGCGCGUUGCCAUGACUUGGGGAGGGUGAUGUGGCACCUUGAUGCCCCGCAAGGUGAGUCAAAGCUGCGGAAGUUGCAGGAUAAGCUGGCGCCCUCAAGGUCAAGGGCAGAGUCGAGGUGGCGACUUAUAUCAGAGCAAUUUACUUAAGGUUGCACAGCUCGCAUGGCAUGGAGUCGCGCAUGGACCACAUGGAGUAGCAUGGAGCUAAGGGAGGAGCUUCUUGCGCCCCUUAAAGCUCUGCGCCCCAUGCACUCCAUGCUACUCCAUGCACUCCAUGCGCCAUGCGUGCUAUAAACUACUCGGAUAAGUAUUGAAGCUGAGCGACACGACCCUAGACCGUGGGAAAGGAGUUGAUGGAGAAGAGAGCAGAAGUGAAAGAUCAGCAAAAGUGUGAGAGUGAGCGGUCGGCUUGAAAUUUAGGGGUAUUGGAAAUCCAUCUACAAAGUCAUCUCGGAGCUUUUUGGGGUCUCGUAGUUCUAUAGGCUUCUUUCCUAUGUAUAAGCACCACUGUACUGUGGCGCCACAGUUCUGAUCAAAAAGCAGAAGUAACCUGCAUCGCUUUGAAGUGCAAGGAUAGGAAAUUUGGUAGCGUUCUUCGCUUCCGGCAUCGCUUUCGGGCUUUGUGCUGGGGUGGAGUUGCCGGUAGGAGUAAAAGCGGACAGUGCGCACCAUCGACCUGGGCCUUGUUAUGGUCGUGAUCUCAUCUGUAUGAGUAUUUGCCUUCCAGUGUGCGCCUGUCUUCAGGCGCUACUCUUUUAUCAUGCAAGAGGAGGCACUUUCUGGAUGGUUAGGGCUGGCCUAUUCUGUGCAUACUUUUGAAGGUGUGCGCCAUCUAUGCGAACGCUGUGGAUUUCUCAGCGACGCCGUAUCUCGGAACCCGUUUGAUGUAGUGCUCGCGCUGGAGUGGCUGAGUGCAGGACGCCGAACGUGUCCUCCAUGUGGGGGCGCAGACGCUCUCAGAAGCGCGCGCUCGGAGCAUUUUGACGCUGCGGCGCAAUUCGAUGCGCGAAGCGAUACCGAGUGGGUGAAGAAGGAAGAGCUAAGGGAUGGGCAUCGGCUUACUCGGUGUGCUUUCAUAGGCACCGCGAAGCUUGGGAGAAGUGUUCGCGGUGUUAUGUAAGUAGGUACGUCGUCCACUCUAGGGCGAUAAAUUUGCAGGCACAGACGCGCGGUGUGCCUAAGUCGCUACUUGUAGACCAUUAGGAUUGGUAGCCUUCUGCGCCAGUUUCUCGCCCUCGCCUCAUGUCCAUGCGAGCAGUUUGCAUAUCAAUAGAAAGCAGAGCCGGGCGAUGCGGUGGACGAAUAUCAAGCGGAGACUCUUGCAACAAAGCACACACAAGGCGGGACAUGGCUGGAGACGUGCACUUCUUUAGACUGCGCCAUCUAAGGCAGCUCUUUUAAGUUAGAGAAGUGCUUUGGCAUGUCUCGCGAGAGCAGCCGGCAGGAUCGCAGUGGAUGUGGAAUCAAGGCGGAGCGCCGGCCGCGCUGUGCGACAGCUGAUGGGGGCACGCGCCUAGUAUCGCACGCAUGCGACCGAUCACGACGAGCGGCAAGUCAUCAACAUCCUCAGGGAAUGCGGCGAACACUAGACGAAGACCGACAGGACAGUAGCCGCCGACGGCGAGGAUUAAAGUGGCACAGGUAGAGCCUCGAACUCGGUUCCCGACUUUGGGGCGGUUUCUGUUUUUGAACAGCGAACCGCUGGGGCGCGCAAUGACAUGGUCGCUGGGCCGCGUUGUCUGCUUGUUUCCUGAGGCGAUGGGCAACGAAAGGCCACCGUCUGUACGUAGGUAGUGCUUAUUCUACUGGCUUCUAUAAUCUCGGGCCGUUUUUAGUGUGUCUUAAGUCAGUGAGGUAGCUUCUGCUUAUUGUGCGCUGGGGAUAAAGCUAAAGGGACGCGGGAGGGUGUGUCUUGUACUUCUGCCGCUAGAUGUUCGCUGGCGUUGAGUAUAUCGCUGCAUGUAACUGCAAGAGCGUGGGUAUUUCUUAGGCCUUUUCUUCUAGCAAUGGCUUGCGUGCCGCGUGGGUGCCGCCUACCUACGACGUACUAGCACUGCGGCCGCGUCGCCAUAUGACGAGAGUGCUCAGCUUCGUGGUUGUUUUCCUCUUGUGAUUUCGCCGCGCCUUCUAAUCCGCCGCUGCUGCAUCAGCCAGCGUUAAGCCGCCAAGUGCUAGAGGCCGCCUUACUCAGGUAAGAAGUGCCUCGCUAUGGUAGUGGGGUCAUCUAGUGAUAGGCUAGGGGAUCUGGUCGAUUAAAAGGCGCAUGGAAUGCAAGAACUCCAUGAGCCGUCUCCACUCAUUUCAGCCCAGACUGCUAGACUAUUCAACCUCAUUUGCAGCGACCUGGUGGCGCAAAUUCAUCGAAGGCAACCCUGAUAGCGCCCGGCGCUGCCGUCUCGCUCCCUUUCCGCAUUGUUGAGCCAAGAGAAGACGCAGGCCAGGCGAUGGGGCGUAGCUCACUGCUUUGCUUCGGCGCAGGUUCUAGCGUGUUCCUGUGGCAUUGGGCUAGAGGAUUGGAAGACGGCUGAACAGGCUGCAACCAGGUGGAGGCAUGAGCCCCAGGCAUGCGACGCAGGUAGCGUAGUGUGGUCAGGAUAGUCUUUCUCACUGACGCUGCGACAGUAGGUCAUAGGACGACCCAGCCGGGGGCUUUUUCGUGCUCUUGUGAUGGGGACCAAGACCGACGCAGACUCCAAAGAGGGGGCGGAGCGCUUAGAGAGCGGACGCCUGUGAUGGAGCUGCCUCGUAGAAAAAGCGGGCCCGUUGGGAGAAUUCUAUAGGCGGGGCCUUCUCCUCCUUACAUAAUCAAAAGGGCUCCGGAGGGCAGAACCCUCCCCCGCCCCAGAGCGGCGCCGCAGCUUUGACUGGCGUGCCAGUGGCCCGCUUUCAGCAUGCCGCCUGGUCAGCCUAGGCCUGCCCCUAGGGGAAUUAGAAUCAACCCCGACGCCAUUACGGCAGGAAAUGCGGCGGCUUUCUUACAGAUGCUGAGUAGAUCCAUCAGCGGCGAAGCCUUGCGCCCAAACUCCGCCGGCACUCCUGGAGAAGGGGACGAAAGUGGCGGCGCAGGCGAUAAGGCAGGAGCGAGGAGGCAUCGGCGUCGACUGUCGUCGUUCAUAUUUAACUAUCUUGCGCCGUCUAUUUCACUGCUUUGCUUUCAGCGUGUUAGACUUUCGUCAUUGAGUCAACUCAAGCGACAGGGGCAGCCUCCCUCUAUUCAGGACUCACCUCUCUCAGGUGCCAAAGCCUACACACUGCUGCCCGUCGCCGGCGAGGCAAGCCAUCUGCGUCAAGGUCUUUGCUGAUCGCCCAACAAUGCUCCAGAGGGGUUCUCGGCUUAAAUUAAUCAGGAGCGGACCACCUGGAUCAGCUCAGGCCCAUCUUAUGACGGGCCAAAUGGCGGCGACAUACGCGGAGGGUGAGGAGAUGGGACGAGAGUAGCUUCUUUCUCGUAGUUUGCCCACUUUCGAAGCAGUUGCUUGGUUACAGUUGAAGGGGAUGGGGUUCGUUCCUCAGUCUGUCAGAAUAAUACAGCUUGCUCUUGUUGAUGGCGUCUCAGUGUCUUCUCUUCUCAUGUUAGGCGCAGGCAUGGCUUUCCAGGUGCUAGCGGAGACGCGUCUGCUGGUGGAUAAGAGUGAGGAGACCCGUUGGAGAAGGUCGGAGGUGGCUCAUGUGGGUGCGGAAUGAUGUGCUCGACCUUAAAACUUUGGCAACAUUGUGGGAGGGGUGCGCCUCAUGUUAUCCGCGGGGCAGCCUUCGGACUGCCGUGCCGUUUAGUAAAGAAAGGCCGGCGUAGGCUUUUUGUUCAUUAACUCGACGCCCUUGCUCGUAGAUUAAUCCAAAUUAGUCCAAAUUAGUUCGCUGGUGGUGCUUCGGUUUCUUAUUGGUUCAACUUGGGGCGGAUUAGCUAGCUCUUUUCUUCUUGGAUUGUUCACUUUAAUUGGCUUGGCCUUCGCCAAUUAGUUCGAAUCGGUUCGAAUUAGCUGACUCAGCUAGUUCAAAUUAGUCCGAAUCAGUUGGCUCAAUCAGUCCAAGCCAGUUCGCUCUAACUAGCUAAAACUAGGCAAAAUUAGUCAAAAUUAGUCAGAACUGGUUGGAAUUAGUUAAAAUUAGUCGGAACUAGUUAGAAUUAGUUGGAAUUAGUUGAAAUUAGUCCGAAUUAGUUAGAGCUAGAAACGAAUCAAAAUUAGCCGAAAUUAGUUAAGAAUAGCGCGAAUUGUCUGAAAUUAGUCAAAAUGAGUCAAGGGCAUAAGCUAACUGGCUUGCUAAUCUGCGACAGCUUGGGCCAGUUUAUUGGCUGGCUUGUGCUCGCUUGGGCAAAUUGGUGAACUAUUUCGGGCCAAUUUGGGCCAAUUGUUCGUUCGCUUGGCUUGCGUUGGUUUGGACUAAUUUACGCAAAUUGGUAUUGGUCCACUUGGCUUCAGCUACUUUGGGCCAAUUUGGACUAAUUUGGGCUAAUUAUCGGGAGUUAUUGAACAAAAUGCCUACUGCUUUUCUGAGGGCAGACGCCAGGCAGAGGCGAGAGCGCGGCUCGUGACGUAAAUCCGGGCGAAGUAGUAGGCCCAGGCCCUGGAGGAACACCGAGGAGCGAGCAGCAGAGACCAAGCGCCAUAAAUCUGGCUUGCUUUCCCGUUUGUGCUGACACCUGGAGGAGUUCUCUGCGAAGUCCAGCCUGUGUGUUCGUUGCAGCUUCUUCUACGGCGUUCGUUUUAUAUUUCGUCGCCAACAAGUAGCAGGCCUCGCUGACGUUUCGGGGGCGCCGUGUGACCACAUGCCGGGCGCCAAGAGCGCCCCGGAGGGUUCUCGACCAGGCGAGGAGAUUGGUCGUGCGUCAGGUUGCCAGUCUGAGUACACGGCGCGGCGCACCGUCUGAGGCUCCACCGUCUGAGGCUCGGGCCCCUGCCUUUACUCCGGUCCCGGGAUCACUUCACAGCGUGGCUGACCUUCUUCGGAAUUCAUUCUGCCGGCCGGUAUGCGGUUGAACCCUCCGCCAAACUGGGUCGCCGCACCAGCGCCGCCGCCUUCUAGUACUGUAGUCGCCCCCGCGCAGCUUGCUGCGUGUCUUGACUCGCAGACGAUGGCCAAGCAGAUGCCCCCUCAGGCUAACAACGCCGGAGAAGGUGCAAGCACUCGAACAGUUCCAGCUUCCGGCUCUGCAGCAACUGACGCGCGUGGCCCCAGCGGCUCCUCCGGCUGGUAAGCUUAAGCGCUUGGGUUUAGAGAUGUCGGCUCGUAUUAUGAUAGUGCCAGAUCUAUGCGGGCUGUUAGGUGUGCGACCAGAUAGCGAAUCCUUCUCCUUGAAGUUGUGGCCGCCUCCUCUGGUUUCAAUUUUUUUGCUAGACAGGUGCAACCGACCGACCGCUGGCGACGAGUUCCGCACGCGCUUGCAUGCCGCAGAUGCUUCAGGUUGGCGGUUCUUGCUCUUCAUCGUCUGGCAGUCUUGCAGCUGCUGACCAAGAUGGCCAACAAGGUGGAGGAACUUCGCGGAAGACUAUAGCUGACUUUUUUGGGAUUCUCCUCCCGUGUUCUUCUCAUUUAGUAUGUAGGGCAGCAAGAAGAUUGCAGGCUCUGACUCAUUUCUUGACGAUUUGCAUGAAACUCCUCCACUUCUCUCGCAUCAGGGCCCUCAGCGGAGGGGAACGGAGCUGCUGCGAAGCAGAAGGUGAGGAAGAAGAAGGUCAAGGCCAGACAAGAAGGUGGCGGGAGCGACGGCCCGAAGGCGGCGGAGGCCUGUUGCUGUUCAAAGCCAAGGACAUGCAGGCGCUGCUAACGGGAAUCCAGGUAGGGCCGACUUCGGUUUCGAAGCCCCCACCUGUGGGCCCUCCUGUUGCGCAAGCCGUUCCUGAACAGCCUCCACCUUUAAACAAGGCGCCACCUUUAGCCGGGGGAUCGUCUUGUUCUAGUUCGUCUAGUUCGUCGCUUGGCAUCGCUGCAGCAGAAGGAAGCACCGGGCUAGCGCCUCCAGCACGGCCUUCGAACGGAAACGCUGCGGGGACGUAUUGAGCAAGAGCACGCUGGUCAAAAUCCGGCCCCGAGUGCUGCUCCGCCAGCUUUUCAAGGAGCUCUUGGCCUGCAGGGUCCAACAAGUGCGGACAACGGGCCUGGGCAGGGAAAACCAAAAGCCGCCGCCGAUGCUUACCCAUCCCCAUCGCCACUCCAGGCAGAUCCCCGGCUGCGGUCAACUUGUCUGAUCAGGCACGCGCGGACUUCUUUUUGCCGCCUCCGCGCAUCCUCAACGGCGACAGGGACACCCCUCCCGGCGGUUCAGCUGUCACUCCUGGCGCAUCGUCCACGCUGGCGCAGCCGGGACUUCAGCAGACCGCGCAGAACCCUGGCGCAGGUAGUUCGAGUUGUUCUCCAGGAUGCAACGUCGCAGCUGGGCCUGGUCCGUCUUCAUGGUCGGCAGCGGAUCUGAGUGCGUGGCCCGGAGUCCAACGGGGAGGCGGUCUCCUUCUGGCAGCACCUGGCGCCACGAGCAAUCCGCCAGCCAUGGGCAGCAGCGCCCUGCUCGGUCAGACCGCAGUUGUGCAGGAGCAGAACCAGGGCCCAGUAGCUGGCAGCUCAAAUGGGCCAGCAAUGACUCCGGAGGAGCUUGCAAGGCGUCGAGCUGCUGCCGCAGAGGGCGAGAGAGAGCGCCCGCUCGAAGAGGCUGCGCAGGAGGAAGCCACAGACCCUCCACUGGACUCCGUGCACGACGUCGACGCCCUAGAGGAGCUUUUUGAGGAGGAGGCAGCAGAGGCUUCUGCUGGUGAUGGAGGGGAUGGCGACUCAGAGUCAGAGGACGAAGGCUGGGACGAGAUGCCAACGACGGCGGAGACCCACAACUUGGCGGACUCCGCCUCUCCGCGCGCUUUUCGGGGGGAUGAGUAAGUGCGUUGGAGGGCUCUGGCGCUAGGCCUGAGGAGAUCGCGCCAUGCGAGACCAGCGACGGGGGCCCCUCUGCGCGGGGGGUGUGCUAGUUUUUUUUUCGAGACUCCAUAGGGGGAGACGUAGUUCGCCUGCUCCAUCAGAUGAGGAGGCGGCGGGGCAAUCUGUUUCGCUCAGCCUCGGCGCCUUUUUGAAACUAUACGGACACGGGCUGAGCUAGUUUUUUUUUUCAGUGCCAUUGUAAGCGCUGACGCCUAGACUUUGCAACGAGGCCACAGCAUAGAGCGCGCACCUUUUGGACCUUCAUAAAAUGAACAAAGGGACGAGAUUCGAGGGCGAGGCAGGGACUACAGGGGAGCCCUUGCGCGCAGACGGUCGCCGCCGGCUCUUUCUCUGUCUCAUAGUUAGCGCAGUCGCUUCUAUCUUCUGUCGAGAGGCGCCUUCUGUUCUCUGUCUUCGUCUCUGGGAUUCUUCGCCACCACACCGCGCGACCCAAAUCCGGCUUCUUCUCGCGUCGCUUGGGUCUGGUGCUAGUUGCUUUGUCGUGAAAGACUCGACAAAGCUAUAGGAUUGGAAGCACUUGCUUACGGCAUUUGCCCAGCUCUCCGCUUCGAGAUUAUUGAGCGGGCCCCCCAUUAAAAAAGCCAUGACUAGACUUCUCUGACGCGAGUGCACUCGGACGCCCAGGCGCUCCUCGCGUUUGAGAAGGUGCGAGGCCCAGUUGUCAACGCGCGGCCCCAUCUUCGUGCAAGUGCCCUUUUAUCUUACUCGGCACAGAUGACACGAGCGAGCCAGAUAUCCGCCGCAAGUCCAUACAGCACGGCAGGCACUACGAAACUGAUCCACAUGGAGAGAAGUGCCGUAACGACAGGCGCCGCGGUAACGUCGUCGGCCUCUGUCUCGGGGUCUACUUCUCCGAUAUUGCUGACCUUACGCCUAUCGCAAGCGUGGCCACUGGGUCGCAGCGAGAAGAUUCAGGGCCCAGACGAGGCGCCGCCGGAUUGGGUCCAUCUGUGUAAGAAUCAGGUCGAUGGGAUGGAUUUGGUCACCGUUGGCGGGCUUUUCGCUCUUGUUCGUAGGAAGAUGCUCCAGCUGAAGAGGGAGAACUGAAUGGGGGGAGUGAGUGGGAAGAGAUGGCAUCAUGGCGCGUGGGCCUCGCAAAUAUCUUCGCUGGCUGUCUCGUUGGGCCAUACCGUUUCGGCUUGCUGGCAUCAGUGUCCCCAUCGACGACAAUGCAGUCGCAGGGGAUUACGCUCCGGCUUGGUGCCUCUCGUAGCUUGUCCAGGCUGGGAAGGUGGUUUUUAAUUGCGGGGCCAGCACUCUGCUUGCUGUUCGUCUGGAGACUGUUGCGAUUUCUUUCCCACUAAAGUCUUGCGGUUGGUCGUGGUAUCUUGUUGCCUAUCUGGAUGACAUCGGUGCCAGACUUCCCGCAUUCGCCAAACCCUCUCCACCCCUCCACCGCCGUGGCUUGACGCGUCUCCAUUGGCGACGGGCUUGACGCUUCUGGGCUAGACUUGUAGAUCUUCAUCUCGCAAUAGGUUGGCUCGGUCUGGGUAGAGCUGUGCUAAUCGUGCGGGAGCUUCUGAGUGAAUAGACGCAAAAACUUAAGAAGUUUCGAACUGUUUAGAUUUUUUAGAUUUCGGGACUUUUUCACUUUCAAAAGAGCAACUCUUUCCCCAAAAGAAACGGCGCCUCCCCACGUGGCGUCUCUUGUUUUGACGAUUGCCAAUAGAUCGCACAGACACGCAGUCGCCCGGAUCUCCUUUGCGGUCUCGUAUUUCAUUCACGAGAUGGAGAGCGGCUGGCCCUUUCGAAGGAGAGACGGCUCCCACUUGGCGACGCUGUGGGCCCGGGUGACUCAGUUCCCCGCCGAAUAGAGCGAGGCACCCCGAUUCUUAGACGAGGGGCCUCGCUGUGGUUGGGGUGGUGUUGUUUGUCAUGCUGACACAGCAGAAAAGCCGAGAGCGACGGCGGCUCACUCUCGACGUCUACGAGACAAAUGCUCAGCAAUUUGGUAAGCCGCUGCACUUAUGCGAAGCAUCGAGCGAACUAGCCGGGAGACGCUCACUCCUCAGAUGCACAGCUGCCGCAGCGCUAUGCCCACUGGCUGCCGGCGGAAAAGUGCGCGGCGCUCUUGUUGGUGUAUGGGACUGGGCCACCUACCUCUACGCGCAUGGCUGGCGGAACUUUUAGCCUUGUGCUACCCGCGCCGUGUCAGCGACAGCACCGCCCAGCCCGGAGGAAGUGCGCCCCUUCUAGAGCUUUGCUGCCCAUAGUGUCUGAGUCAAAUUCUUUUAGUCAGUUUGCCUGUCGAAGUUUCAGCGUUGUUAUAAGAGACGGGCGCGGGCAUUGGCUGGACUUUCUUGGUUAGCAGUGUCAGAGCUGCCACUAGUUACCCAUGUCGCCGCUUCGGCAUCUGGGUGAUUGUCUUUCUUCUUUGGGCUUUUUUUUGUCUUUUCUUCUUGUCGUAGUUUUUCUCAUGCUUUCCACGGGCUCACCACUGCAGGAUGGCAGCGAAAGAAAUUCGCUGAGGACGAUGCUGCGGGGAUGAUUGGCGGGGGGCCACCAGUUGUCUACGAAGCAGGAGCAAAGGGGAAGCCAUUUGCGGAGGCCAUAAAGCCGCUCGCCAAAGCAGACCCCACGCACCAGAAACGAGCUGCAGCGCGCUCGGAGAGUCGCGCACUGGGGUCACUUUGCGCCCCCUCUUGCUGCAGACAAUCAAGGUGCACGCGUCGGGUGACAGCUACAGGGAUGACGUGGCAGGCUUAUCAACGGGCGGGAUUUUACUAGGAGGCCGCUCAAUAGAACCAGCACAGCUACGAGGGUGACUCUUUGGCCCGCAUUUCGUGACUAGUAUCACUCUGCCGCCGAUCGUCAUCAACAGGGUCACACUAGAAGAAGUAAAGGCGCAUCGUGAGCAAAUGCCCAGCAGGCAUGGGGCUGCUUGCUCAUAAGAAAGGCGAGCCCCGACCACCGAGUGCAGCGCAGGCGGCUCGGGUGAAGCAGUGCGAUCUGGAUGAUUUUCAGGGUGGGGCUGACUGUGCUAUGGGCGAGCUUGCUUCGUCGUAAUCGACAAAGGAAGCGCUCAGCGGCUCCUCUACCUGUGGGCCAUGCCCACCAGCGGCCGGCGCGCUUGCGAUUUGAUUGCCCGCGUGGGCAGUCCCGCGAUGUGGUGGCAAUCCAUCGUGGAGCGCAUACCUCGGGAGUUGCAUGCCACACGGCUCCUUUCGUGUGUUGAAAAAUCGCGCAACCUCGGGAGGCGUUCACAGUAUCAAAAUCGGCAGGCUGUUGGUGUUGUUCGAAAGGCAAGGGUCUGGGUGAUGAGAAUGCGAGGGGGCUCGUCAUCAUCUCGAACUAUGGGAAUUGGUUGCGCAAGGGGCUGAAGAUGGACAGUGAUGACCCAGAGGCACUCCUUCGCGCAGUGUGGGAGCGAGUAAGGGAGACUCGUGGGGGGCUCGCAACUUUCGCGCCGCAGAAGAGGCGGCGCAGGCAUCUGCUUGCUGCGAUCUGGUUGGUGAAGAGUUGGUCUACCUUUGCGGCCUGCGUGUCUUUUCUGAUGUACAAGGAAAAGCCGGACUUUUUCACAAUCCGCCGCGCGCGAGUGGAAGGAAGAGAGCAGCUGGAGGCCGGCGGAGUCAGACUGAAGCGCAGCGAACGGCUUGGAUAUCAACGAGCGUCGCAAGCUCCUCACGGGAUACGCCGCGGCAGUCGUGGCGCAACGCGCUCUCGCCUCUAAAUGGUUAGCGCUAGGUCUGGUCGUCGCUACUCUUUGGCGAAUUCUUAUUGUUAGUUUCUAGUAAUUUGCUUCAUGAGAUGGGCAGCGUCUGAACCGAGAGCCAUGCUUCAUGAGGCUGGGAAGGACUUACAAGUUACUGCUUCAAUCAGACGGGACCUCGCUGGAUUCACACGCCCGCCCUCGCCUCCACUAUAGCCCCCUCACCGUCUAGGUAUAAAAGGUGAGGGACUUGGCGUCGACGAGGAUGAGAAAGAAGCGAAGGAGGGCGGUGACGUAACUCAGGAGGCAGCAAAAGCCGCAAGCCUUAGCGUAGGAGAAGAGGUCGGGGGCAGUGGUCCCGUGCAAGGUCAAGGCGAGAAGGGCCCUCGCGUGAAGGCGAAGGAGGACGCAAAGGGGGAAGCGAGGCGACCUGGUCGCGGAAAGUCCAAAAAUAUGAGAAGGAAGCACGCUGCGGCUCACUAAUGGCGUUUUGUCGCCUGCUGCAUUCGUAUGAUUUGGGGGCGUGGGUCAUGGCCUUCGAACGCUAUGGGCGGCCCCUGGUUUUCUUUCAUGCUGUUGGCCUUGCAACAUCUUGGCAGCGUUUUUGCGGUUCUGAAUGCUAUUGCCAUGAGCGCAGUGCACUGGUAUCGGAAACCGCUGCAACUUUCAGUGUGGCGCUGGCGCCUUCGCUCUUCGACUUGCUCCCCGCUGACAGCAUUGACGCAGAAGAGUUCUGCGGGAUUGUCAGCAACCUCGUGUGCGACGUACGGCAUUCACUUCCUUGCAGUUUUGUAGAUUCUUCGCGAUUCGCUUGGUGGGUGUGGUGCUAGUGUAGAGAAUUGCUCGCCCCUAGUACUCUGGCAAAGAAUUCGCAGACUUGUGAGUGAGGAGAUUCCACAAAGGACGACUUCAAGACACUCAACCACAGGAACGCCAAGGCUUAGAUAUCAACAGAAGCGCGCCAGUCGCUGGCUGCCCCGUUUCUUCAUUGGGUUGCUUUUAGUGGGCCCGGCACUUUCUGCCACCUCAGGCGCUGUGUGUAGGUGCAGGAAAUCCAAGCUCCUAGAACUGAGACGGGCAGGCACUACUUUCAAGCCCGUGCGCCCACUGGGCUGCGCCUCUUUCUGCUUCUUUUUUCGUACAUUCCCGGGGCGGAGCCUAGUGGGCGGCCCCUGGUAACUGCCAAAGGCUUCCCCGUCUGAUGGCUCGGCAGUGGUAUGGGAGCACUCUCCGGGCGGGGGCGGCCCAAUGUCAGUCGGAGAAGCUGCGCGGGCAUCUCUGUUGGCUGUGAACUUGGGUGCUAGGGGCUGCCCUGGCUCUGUGUGGUUGUCACCCUUGCAGACAAAGCCACACGCGAAGGGCAUUCGACCGCAGUGGACUGCAGGGCCGCGCGACAGGGCUGGCGCGCCAGUACGCAGGAAGACCUGACCCCGCCACACACUUGCGCUGUCCGUCCCCGUGAACCUUGGCCAAGCCAAAGCGCACCGGAGUCGGGUUGGCGUGCUGCUGCUGGUCGCUGCCUACGUCAUCCUCGGGCGCAGAGUCUGGCGGGUGUGCGUUUCCGCUACAGACUCGGGAGACCGACGGGCGAUCGAGCGACGACCAACGGCGCCAAAGAGCGCGCUGGAAUGCAAAAAGCAGACCGCGGGCUUGUUUUGGCGGGAUCCGCGCCCGCCACCACUGUGCUGGCUUUGGUCGCUCCAAAGCCGACUAGGAUCCAGCAAGUCGCUGCCUAUUUUUUUCCGCAGGGAAAAGCUUCGCUUUUUUAGGCCUUCCGCUUGGGUUUAGUCUUGGGCCUUCAUCUUUUGAAAUCUUGAGCAGCAAUCUCAAAAACUUAGCGGGGGCCGAAAGUUUCCUCGGAGAACUUCGCUCGAGUUUAUUUCUGCGGCUUUUUCUGGGAGAAGAAUUCAUCGCAGAAAAAGCACUUUUUGAGGUGGCUCCACUUGUGUGCGGCCUUGGCUGAAAUCUUGGAUCUGCGCCAAAGCGUGAGUCUGCUCACUCGCUCCGACGCUUCCUGCUCUUGUCCUGGUUGUCUUGCUGCAGCCCGCGGGCUGUUGGAAAUUCCGAUCAAGGGGAUCGCGCACAGGCUCAAGGAAGCGGCAAGCGGAGGAGGAAAAGGCCCCGCAGCUGGCUGACUGGGGUGCUACUGAAUCAGUUGACUCAGACAACCCUCGGGGGCUUUGAAUCAGCUGACUUAGUCGCAGGCGUAGGCAGCCCUUGCCGCAAGCCCAGCGCCUGGGCCACUGAUCAGCCGCUUCAGGCACUGGCCAGUUGCUCACCUGGUUCGCUUUGAGGCAAUCUGCCAGGCCUCUGGCCGAUUCAACUGAUUCAUCAGGGCCAGCCUUGGAUUUGAGUCAGUUGAUUCACAUGACCGCGCAAACACAACAGCGCACGCGGCCGCCGGCGAUGGCAUUGGGGCCGGGGCUUCCGAGUUGCCUGAAGAUGCUGCGCUGUUUGCGUUUGGUGUGGCUUUCUUGGUCUCUCGACCGUUGUGCGCAUGGUGUCGCCUUUUUGUGCGUUUUGAAAUCUCAACUCUAGGGCCUUGGGUAGUCUCCGUCUUCGUUGUGUCUCACUCUGCGCUCUGCAUGUAUUCGGAUGGCAAUCUCCAGUGAGUCUUAAUGUAUGCAAAGCCUUGGGGGAGAGAAGCUGAUGGCGAAACCAUACGCGAGACUGUGCGCAAGGAUCCAGCCUCAGAGACAAUCCCGGGCACCUUCCUUGGAACGCCCGGGACGGUUGCGGCCUGGUGAUAGUGACGCUGCGAAGCGGUGGGGUCUGCGAGCGUCAAUCUAUGAGGUGAACCCGCUCCAGGCUCAACCAAGUUCGCAGAGAGGCCUCGGCGAUGGUCACCUCUACAAGUCAGCGGCCCCGGCCUUCGCAUCGUACGCGUCGGCCUCCUUGCAAUCACCGGGGGAGUUUGAGUGGCAAAACAUGCAAGCCACCAGGAUGGUUCGCAAUGCUGCACCGUGCUGGCGUGACGCGUUGCGAAAUUCUUCAUGCUUGCGCCAACCAUUGGCGCACUUCUUGCCAGGAAUUUCCUGCGACUAUCUGGAGCGCGGUAAGCUACAAGAGGCUCAGGAAUUGGCGACGAAGUGGAUGAUGGUGCGCGCCGUUGACACGCGUGGCAUUGGUCUGCGCGGUGUGAAUCUGAGUGCGGCGGCAAAGAGCUCGAAGAACAGCGGCGCAGCGAUGGGGGCAGCUGUUGUCUUGAUCCAUUAGGCAGCGCUGUGAGGCAGAAGGCCUCGCCGUUGCGGUGUGGGCUUAGUGUAUCGCUUUGAUUCCUUGCCAUCCGUUUGCCCGCGUGCAGGUGGUGGCUUCUUUCUUAUUGUCUCUCAUCAUCUCAAACGGGACAUCGCUCCUUGCUUCGAUGGCAGAGCGGUUGCUGCUGACAUGGGUGCCUUUCAUGAAGCCAGGCCCUCUUGCUGAUUGCACGAAAGGGCGCCAGAUUGGUUGCGAGAGGAGUCACCCUGGGCACUUGGUGGCCGGGCUCCUCUGACGUGCUACCUGGGGAAAACGUUGGAGGAAAUGGGGGGCCGCGUUCUUCCAGCGAAAACCUUCGGGGCGGCCACUCUCUGUCUGUACCAUGUUGGAGGCGUUUUAUGUGAGUGGCAGCAUGCCUGUGACUGACGCGGGGAAGCUGUCAGGAAGGCACUGGAGACGGUGAAGGGCAUGCUGGAAAAGAACUGCACGCAGCCGGAGGAAGCGGAAUUUUCCAAAGUGUUGAACGUGCUCGCUUACAUCGAUAAGGAGGGCCAUAUGAUUAGCAGCCAUCACGUCCAGCAGAUGGGCUGCUUUGCGAUGGAUCCAGAUGGCUCCUGUUGCGUGUUUCUUGUUGAGGCGUUGCGGCUCGUGGGGAAAUCGAUCGGCGCGGCACUGAUUUGGGGCUGCAGUUUAGUUGUUUGCAUUUGGAUACGAGGCAUCCUGCAGGAGAGUCGGCGCCGCGGUCGGCCGACUGUCUUAAAAACGGAAGGGCAUAUGAGUGGCCACUUGCACGCGGUUGAAGUUGUUUCGCGCCUGCGACUAGUCGCCGGCGUUCCGGUCCAGCUCGCUGGGCAAAGAAGAAAGGCAGGCGCAGGCGUAGAAACGGGCUCCGGACUCGUAGGCCCGGAGGAAAAUCGCCCCGGUGAAGUGGGUCCCAACACUGGCGGCCCACUGGGCGCGGGUGUGGAGGGAUUGCGGUGGAGAUGGCAACGCCGACACGAUGGCAGACGGCCUCCGGACUCUGAUGCCGGGUGCGCCUUCUUUGGGGGAGAUGGACUACAGCAGGCCUGGCACUACAUUCGAGGCGCCCUCCUGGUCGAUUUUGUUUUAUGAGAUAGCUCGCCACUUUUGAAAAGCGUCCCAGGCUGUUUCUUUCUCCUUUGUUUCGGGGCAGCUGAGUCAGCCAUAUCAGACCCAUUGCAGGUCUUACAUGAAUAGCGGGGGCUGACAGUGGUGGCGUUGCGGGGUUGCCGCCUGACCGUAUCCAUCGAGAUGAAGCAACCGCAGGGGCUUGGGGCUUCCCGCUUCCCACGUCACUCACCGAAAGCGAGACAGUCUAUGCUAAAGUCGCUACUCAUACGCACGAAGCUCGCCGGGGAUGUUAUGAGAGGCGGCGCCAUGCCGUUUCGUCUGCGGCAUCUCGAGGGCGCUAGGUAUGGGCAUAGUAAGUGAGGGCUACGAGUGCGCGCUGUCUUUUCGAAGGACUUCGAGGCAACCAGCAUACUCGACAAGACCACUGGGCGCGGCUCCUUUCUCGGGGGUGACUUUCUAAAGCAUUGGGUCUCGAGCAGGAAGACUAAUAUCCGUACCGAUGCGCUACAUCUUGCUCGCGAGGGCCCGCAACUCUUGGAGAACUUGCAAGGUCGGAGGUCUAUCCUGUCGAAGAGUAGAGACAUCACGUGCCACGAGGCCGACGGGCUGACUCCGCGCCCCCUUCGAAUAAUGGAGCAGGCUCGAGCACGCGCGUCAGCGUGGGUGGAAUUGGCGAGCCACCGACCUCGGCGUCUAGUUCUUCGCGAGCGCUACCACGACUGGAGCCAGUUAUCGACCCAGUGCCGGAAAACGUGCCUGCUGAGGGGCGUCCCUGCGUUACGUCUGAGCGAGCUAGCGAGAACGGCCGACCAGCAAGCUUGGGGGCCGGUAGCUUCUUCGAGUAGCGCGAGUGCGGUGAAUACGGACCAGAAAGGGCCACAGCAGGCAGGUGAUCUGAGCAAGAAGAUUAACGCGCCGGAUCUCAUGGAAGCGGCACAGAAAGAGCCCGCGGAGUAGCCGGCGACUGGUAGUAAUCAGCUUGCGGACAGUAUUAGCAUCUCCAGACAGUUCAGGGUUAACCGCGCAGCAGAUAAGCCGAAGCCAAGCGCCCGCCUCUAGCGCACCUCGUGAAUCACCUACCAGACGACGUGGCGGCAGUGGGUUGGGCUCUUUUAUGCCAUGCGCACGCGACGGCAUCGACGAAGCCGGGUGAAUCUGCUUGGAGACGAGAAGGGGCCCCACGACAUGGCAGCCAAGAAUGGCGAGAAGGUCGCUGCGUCUACGAUGGAGCUGACUACAGCGAGAGCUGCUGACCAGUUGCCUAAGGCUGGCACUGCCGCAGCUUGGAAGAAGCCGGCGCAGCAGGCAGAUGAGACGCUAGGAGCAGCACUAGGCACAAAGCCAAAGCAACCACGCCAGCAGCGCGGAGCAUCAACAAGAGAAGGCCCGGAACGAUCUUGCGAAAGGUCUGCCGGGUCUGUCGCAUGUGAUCGGAGGCGGUGGCCUGAAGAGAAGCCAGAAGCCUGCGGAGAACUUCGCAGCUUUUAUCUUUGCUGUGUUCUUCUGUGUGAUAGCUGAUAAAGUGACUCGGGUGCCCUCGUGGUGUUUUUCGUUACUUCUUAUGUGCGUCGGACGUAGUGCACCUCCAUGAAGCGACCAGCCCAGGACGAUGGCAACGGGUGCGCGGAGUGGGUCGAAGCGGAGCAUCUUGACGAGAUGGGAGACGAUGCUGCCCAGGGUGCUCCUGAGUGCGGAACAUCUGGCGAAGAGAAGGUGGCGCUUCAGCUGUUGCGAGGCGGAGGGCAAGAAGAAAGCUGAGCUGCAGAGUGCUCGCGUGGCUUGGCAUCGGCUGGGCGGCGGCUUAGGGUGCCUUCAAUCGCAAGAGCACGAGGUCGAGCGGGCUACCACUUGCCCGGGCUGCAUGAACGGCGUGGGGCGUUAGCGCGUCGGGUGCAUCUGUAGCGGGAACGGGCCUACCGCAUACGGGAAGGACUUAGGAGCGGCAGAGGAGUCGUCGCGCGCUUUUGGGCGGGGGUGUCCCGUGAUGUUCGUGAAUUCUGGAGACACUGCCUCGCGCUGUCUAUGCGGCUACCGGAUCAGUGGCACGCUGUUCAAAGGUCCAGAAGAUGGAGAAAGUGAGGCCACAGGCCGCGAGUGCAUGCGUGAGGGACUGGAUGCGAGCAAAACUAAGGGGGGAGCCGGGUAGUGGGUGCGUGUGUGCGUGUACCUGGAAAGUGGCGAACUUGCGACGGGGUCGCGCUCCUUUCUCACAGGGAUACGCUUGUCGCUCGAAAGGCUGGCAACGCUGCCGCUUAAAUUCGGUGCGGGCGGCAGCAUAACUAAGGACGCAGAUGAAUUUUGAAGGCAUGCCGUUACGGCAUUGGAAUGGCUUGAAUUCAUAUAGACUCAGUAGCUUGCUCUUCCAUUGUGCGGAGAUGUAUUAAUAGCUGAGCGCGUCCAUUUUAUGGCACUCGCCAUCCCUCACACUCGAAAAACACAUAAGAGGCUCGGCCUAGUAGUAGCAAUUUUGUGCGGAGCUUUUUUCUGCUCGUCUGGGCGACUAUGUAAAUUGCGCGCGUUUUUGCUUGUUUUGUAAUUUUGUGUUUGGUCUUCAACAUGGCGACAGUCAGUAUGUUUCAUAAUUACAGUAGUAGCUGUGCAGUGAAUGGACACUCUUCGCCCAUUUCUUGCAGCACGUAGCUUCACCAUCGUGAGCUCAUCGCUUUGGGUAGGGUCUCGCUGAGCUUGGUAGACCAACGAACAAGACCGACCGUGUGGGCUUCUGGGCUUUUCUGCUGAGCUCCGUCGGGCAUCCUCCUACCUGCAUGAGUGUGCCCUUCUUCGAUUGAAUGACACACAACAGCAGUGAAAAUAUAUAAGCGACCUGCCGGCGCUCAUGUGGAAGAUUAUUCAGCACGAUGGGGCUUUGUGGCUCUUGUUCAGCGGCUUAUGACAGACGAGCCACGAGGAUCAGGCGGCGCGGCUUCCAUCUGCGGCGACCCCCUGAAGUUCCGAGAUGCUGCACCUGGCCAGAAGAUGGACUCCCGAUACCUCUGAGGAAUGGAAUAGUCGGCCGCAAGAUCUACGCGAAUCACGAGAGGGGCCCAAAGUCACGAAGAAGAGAACGCCGGGCGCGGCGCUGAAUUUGGAUCCAAGAAGAAGACCGCUCAGAAAUUCGGCCAGACAAAGCAGCUGCUCGACCCAAGAGGCAAGAGAAGACAAGAAGCAAACAAGUGGAAAGGGGGCGGCAAGUAACUAAUCGGCGCUGCCUCAUUGUGGCCCACCAUCAUGGCCACCACCGCCCAGGCCACAUUGUGGGACGGCUUAGGCCUGAGAGACUCGGCAAGCCGCUGGCCUGGGUGCGUUCGGCUUGAUUGCUGACGAGAUCGGGGUGACGUUCUUGCGCUUCCCUUCUGGUUGCUACAGUUCACACCGCUAGCAUGCAGGCCGGGGCCCGUUCAGCUAGUUCCAAUCUCCGCUGCGUAGUCUUGUGAACGAGGGCGAGGCGUGUGCGCAGUCGAGUCAUAGGCCGACGAGUUGGAAAGGGGUUGUUGCGUAGCCACCCGGGUCCAGGCCUUCGCGGGGUCCGCAGGCUGGGCCUCGGGCCCUCGUUAAAGGUAGCGGGGUCCCGACUUCACAUGUAGCGAGCUGCUCGCACCGUGUGAAUUAGCGGAGGAAGGUAAGGGGUGCGGGGUGUGCGUCCGUAUGGUAAGGGAGGCAACGAAGGGCGCGAUGCUCAGACCCCCGACCAUCAAACCCAGACGGGAGCACAAUCAGCCGCCAACAAUCCACCGAGCCUUGGAAUUGGCAAAAACCAGACGCAAGCCCGCCACGGCUUUGCAAACGGCCAGAAAGUGCGACGCCUUGCACCCGUACAAAACAAAGCGCAGCCUGGCGCUCUCUUGGGUUUUACGUCCCUCGGGAAGAUGUUGGGGGAGCGAGGUGAGCGCGGGCGGAUUGGUCUAGGCGAUCGCCAAGAGUGCCACGGGAACGCUAAGAACAGGCGCCAGGGAUGGCGCCUGACGGAAUGCCCACAGGCUGCGGCCAAGAGCCUCAAGAAACGCGGGGGCUUUCGAUUCGAAGCCCAAAAAUGGCAUACAGGGCGGCCCCCUGCGCGUGAGCCUUUUCGGGCCACACAGCAACCAAGGCCGACGAGGAUUUGCGCAGGCAGGCCGACCACAGACUGCGACAGAUUGGAGGUCCCAGACUUCAAGCCAUGACUAAACUACCUACUGCAAAGAUGCCUAUAUUACUUACCCCCACCCCACCCGCAGGCACAUGCGGCGCCAAACCUUCGCCCAGACAGUGGGCGAAAUUGCGACCAGCGCGCGCGCGCUCUCCAUGGACUGGCCUUGUGUCUCUUUGGGAGAUCAUCUGAACCAUACCAAGCCCAGGCAGGGCGGCCGCGUGUGCCUGCGCGUGGCUGUUAGCGGCUUGACUUCGAACGGGGCCGGCUUAUGGAAGACCGAAACGGAGCACCAACGCGCAACGGAGGCAGCCCCGUUCUACCUCUGCGAAGCCUUCACCGACGAGCAGCGCCCGGGCGCGUUCUUGGGACGGGUCCCUCUCUAAGGGGGACAGCAGUGGGGCGCAUCUAUACAGUGACGCCCUUGCAUGAAACAGGUACCAAAAUGGAGCGCGUUCUUAUAAAUAAUAAAUACGGCGCCGCAACAUCGUAGACUUUUCGACGCGUGCAGCCUUGUGCCAUAUGCCCGCGCACAAAAGUGUCCGAAGUCCUUGCUUUGAAUAAUGCAGUGACAAGGCACCACGCCCAAACAUCUACGGAGGGAGGGAGUGAACAAGUGGGGCUGGGCUAUAGAGUAACAAAAAUGCACCGAGGGGCGCCCGAGUGGAUGCCCUAUGAUGGGUAGCGCGAGCUCGAUGCACCACCGUAGAAGGUAGCGGGGACCCAUUGCAUAUGGCUGCGCUUGCUAGUAGAUAGCCGGGAGACACAAGACGCGCGGCAGGUUCGCCACCGUCACACCCUGACAGGGGGCGCCUGGCUCCAGCCCAUGCCUCCGACGAACCGGCGAGGACAGCCACGACCAGCCCACCGCGCACAACACGCCCCAGCGUUCGGCGGCCCGCAGUGGACUCCUCGAGCGCGGGAAGAGCUGCAAACGGACACGGACACGCCGGCGCUAAAAUUGGACAGAGCUACCAACCCCACACGGGGGCAGGGGCAGCACCAUAUGCCCGCCCACUACUGUAGUAGCGAAGGCAUCACGCUGCAGCCCCAAGCGCAUGCGGAGGGCACACUAGUCAACCAGAAACACGCGCCCCAUAUCUUUCGCGGCUAACUAACUAUUGGGCAAACCACCACACACCGGCAGCGCGUGCGCCUUACCAUAUUCAUCGAGCGGCCACGCAUCUUCUGCCCCUGGCUCUGGGUCUCCGCUACCAAAGCCAAGCCGAUGACAGUCAUCGCGCAGCGAGCUGGCGAGUACAUACUUCGCAGCAGUUUCGCGCACUUUAUUAACCCCGGAGGGAGCUGGCACCCGACACAGAUCAGCCUUGCCAGUGAAUGGCUGGGGCCACGCGCUUGCGCGAUAAAAGAACUAAACUUCGCGAAGAAUGACAUCUGGCGCACUUGUAUGGCGCAGGAACUGCCGAAAGGCCCAACAAUACACCUCGCGGCAUGUCGACGGCCCCCGGGUGAUGGGAGGGCCAUCAUCCGCCGAGGGAUUCUACUCGGAGUCUGAUGGUGCAGCGUCUCUGAGCUGCGGCGUCAUCGCUUCGCCUACCAUAGGGGCUGCGUCUCUGUCGCGACCAUUCGCGACAAGGUAGCAGACAAAGGGGGCGCCCUAGCUGUCGCGUUGGCUCGUAGUCGUAGCAUACUGGGCGGCGCGCUAUGAUUGGCCAUCCUUAUCACUUUUAAGCUGUAACUGCCCCAACAAGGGGGAGCGUGACCUGUGCCCCAUCUGCGAUAAAUCCACGCCGCCACCGGCGCUAGCCGCUGACGAGAAGCACGCGGCGGCCGUCAUGAAAAAACUUGGUGCGAAGUUCCACUCGCCCCGUCGUGUGAAUGCAGUCACGGCUGCCACGGCCAUAGCGGUUGGCUGCCGCUUUGUCUUCGGGGGUUAUUUGCUGAAAGCACGUGGAUGGAGCACCUUAGAAGCGGCGCGAUUCCUAUGCUACGUGAAGGACCACGCCGAGCAUGACGCCGCCUGCCUCUUCCCAGUCGGCGGGGCCUUGGACCACUCUACCCAGGACAGAAACCAAGCCCAGCUGCCUGCUACUAUUUAAGGAGGAACGAGGUAAGACCUACGAGGCGACGAGGAAAGGGGCCCGCGCUAAGGAAGUAGAAGAAAUCGACUCGCUCCGCGCAGCCAAAGCAUGCAAACACGGCGCGGCCGCUUGCGUCUCACGCGAGAACUUCCUCGCGGAUGGAAGGGGUGGGUGCCAUUCAUGAACUGAUACUGAAGGGACGCCAGCACCAUUUAAGCGACCCCUGAGGGCCACUAUUGCAAAAUAAAACGCCUCGAAUGAAGACCCUGCAAAAGCCAUGAAAAAGAAGCCGCCCACGGCUGGGCGCCAGACGCUCAAACAGUCGCAAGCCGCUCCACUUCGUAGCAGGCCAGCAGUGGAGCCGGGGCAAGGCGCUUGGCGGGCACGCGUCUGGACAUUUGGCCCGGGGUGGCUCGUGGUCGUGGCCUUUGUGGCUUUGGGAACUUACUACGCCGCGGAAAGCCGUCCGGAAGCCUGACCAGAAACAGCAAAACCGCAAAGCACAGAAUGCGCAGGAGCUACCGGCGCAAGAGCUGGCUGAACGCGACAGCAGCGCGGGCCUUGUUCUACGUACCAACCAAGUAGAGGGCCCCCGCAUGAACCACCAAGGAGCGGGGGCACUCUGAUGGACUGCCAGGGACCUACGCACCAAACGCAAAGGGCAAGCAGCUGCGGGCCCCUACGUAAGUGAAGCACUUGGUUGCCUGGCUGGAGGCCGCGAAGUGUGUAACGGAGCAGAGUGGAAGUGCAUAGCUGGCCAAUCGUAGGGACCAGGUGCAGCCAUAAUGAGGAAGGGCAGGGGCGCGGCUCUUGGGGUCAUAGCUAGUCGUUGACAGAGUAGAACUUUGAAAAAAACCCACGCCCCCACACCGGGCCAGGGAAGCUACCAAACCAGAUGACUGCCAAGCUUUGCUCGCACUAAAUAGGACGGCCAUGCAACUGGCUGGGUGAAGCAGUAGCGUAGCGGCUUGGGCUCCACCAGUUGACUUACGACCGUGCAAAGAAUAUGCUGGCGCGAUAUACCUACAAAAACACGGCCGCAACCAACGGCCCCCGACGUGGCUCACAAGAGUAGCAGAGGGAGGGGCAGCGCGAUGCCCCCGAUGCCCUUACUUGCAUGCCAUCGAUCGACGACAAUCGACGCGAGACUGAAAACCAGAGCCCGCGUCACCUUCGGCAGCUAGUACUGCUGCCACCUAUCUGGAACAUCUGCGCGACGAAAAUGCUAGGGGACCUCCCUGGCCACCCCGGUGCCACCUUUACAAAGAGGGCCCCCACUGGCUUCAACGCCAUCGCCAACGUGUAGGCGCAGGAAAUCCAAGCUCUUAGAAUUGAGGCGCGCAUUACUUUCAAACCUGUGCACCCACUAGGGCUUGCCUCUUUCUGCCUCCCUUUUGCUACAUGUCCAUCCAAUGCGGAACCUAAUGGGCGGCCCCUGGCAACUACCAAAAACCCCGCGCCCGAUGGCUCGGCGGCGAUAUUGGCGCGCUCCAUAUGGGGCAGCCCAGUCCUGAAACAGCUGCGCGUGGCUGGCCGUCGGUUGUGGCCUUGAGUAGCAGGAGCUGCCUCGGGUCCGUGUGGCUGUCACCAUUCCACAUAAAGCGACGCGGCAACUUCGGCCAUGCCGCCACAGCAAGCUGCAGGGCCAUGCGACAAGACGGGCACACCAAUAGGGAUGCCUGAGCCUGGCACACACUAGAAGGCCUCCCCGUAGAGCUUGGUCGCCCAUGUCAAAGCGAGCCGAAGUGGGGCGGCGCCGGUGCAACGGUCUCCUGGUAGUUGCUCCCACCGUCCUCAGGUGUGCAGUUCGGUCCGUGUGCAUGUCAGCUACAGACUUGGGAGGCGAGCCAAGCGGCAGGCAGCGAUCUCAGAAGUGAACCCAUUACACUUGAAGGGCAGGCUUUGGGCUUGUUUUGACAAAGUCCAAGACUUGGAGCCCCCCCUUACCACUGAGGUGGUUCUGGUCGUUCGAGUGCCGACUGGGGUCCAGUAAAUCGCGGACGAUUUUCGAACCAAAAAAAGGGGCGGGCCACAAUUAUUUCGGCUCUCGAGCCACAGUCUCGGCCUUUUUGGGUCGUCCACUCCACUUGGGUCCAAUCUUCGGCAUUCAUAUUCUGAAGUCUUGGGCGCUGAUUCUAUUAACUAUUUGGGGAGCAGGCUCGGAGUUUAUUUCUGCAGCUUUUUCGGGGAAAGAAAUUUUCCUGAAAAGAGCGCAGCUUGACGCGCUUCCGCUUGGAUUUGAGCCAGACUGUGAGUCCGCUCACUCGCUCCGGUGCCAGUCUCUUCCCUCGGCUUGUCGCUACGGCCCAAGCUUUGGGAGACAAAGCUCUGAAGGGGUGGAGCGUAGUACACAGACCCAAGGAGGCGGCAGCUGGGGGGGAUGGUCUGGCAGCUCCCCGACUGGGAUGCUGCUGAGUCAGUUGGUUUCGCUUGCUGGUGCAUGGGGUUAGCCGAUUCAGCCGCAAGCAUAGGCAGCCCCUGCCCCAAGCCCAGCGUCUGGACCCGUGUUAAGCUCCUUCACUUCAGGCCCUGGCCAGUGGCUCGGCUGGUCUGCUUUGAGCCAAUGGGCCAGGCCUCUGGCUGAAUCAAGACCAACUGACUCACGGCCAGGCUUGGCCUUGUUGAGUCAGUUGAUUCAUGCGACCCCACCACCAGCGCACGAACGCGGCCGCUGGCGAUGGCCUUGGGCGCGGGGCUCCCCGAGUUGCUUGAGGAAUCCGAUUCGCCUGCGCGUGCACUUGGUGCGGCUUUCUUGGCCUUUCUGCCGUUGUGUGCGUUGUGUCGCUUCUCUAGGACCUUGGGUAGCCCCUCCAGAUUCACAAUGGUGACGCCGCAGGCGUUUGGGACCAAGGUGGAACGCCUGUUAUCCCAGAAGCAGAGGCCGCUGAGUUCUACUGGAAAGCGAUCCGCCUCAGAGGGUUCCCGCCUGACUUCGGCGACGCCUCGCCCCUUGAAGUGACAAAAAUAAACCACCGAGGCAGACGCCGGCCCCAAAAGGACGGCGCAGGCAAGGAAAUCACGGCGGGCCCCUUGCAGUGCCAACCUGCUACACCUUUCCCCAGAGACGGGCCGACAAUGGAGCGACAAAGGGCCCGCCCCCUCAUCGAUAACUAGGCAGAAGUCCUCUACUGCCGCACUUCUGAGAAGUUAGAACGCCACGACACGCGGAAAAGGCCAGACGUCGCCAGGUUCUACCCUGCUCCGCCUACGGGUCACAGGCGCUCCGAUCUCUCGGCAAGCAUCACCAGACCAAAACAGGAAAGAAGCACGCCAGCAGCUACUGCACGAACUCGAACAAGCUAAGCCGACCACCAACCUCCCCAACCCCCGGAGAGAGACUGUAGAUGGGUUAGCGCAAUAGUAGGCCUCUGCCAGACGAGUCCGGGAUCGGUGCAACUGCCGCCAGGAAUGGCCCCGGGUGACAUCGUGGAAGCCUACUACCUCUCCAGGAUUGAUGACCCCAAGAGCUGCCCUAUUACGGGACACGACCCCCGCGCCAGGGCCUGCCGCUACUGGGUCAGCUACUAACAGACCCAACACGGGGCCGAGCCCUCAGUGCUGGCCUUCUGCCGCCUCUCGGAACUCCUGACGGCUAUCCCCAUCGCCUUCGGUGUGCCCACUCUCCGCCAAAGCUACAGCGGUGCCACCAGAAGGCAGACCAUACCGGCAAAGGCCUUCACUUCUCACCCGCUGGCAAUCACGCUGGGCGCACCGCUCUCGGGUAAGCCAGUGGCGGGCCAAUCCUCUGAAAAAUCUGACUCGCUAAAAAUCCUAGGGCUACUGCGCCACUAUGCAUCAACGUGGAACCAGCCGCACAGCCGUCCGCCUUGGACGCCCGCUCCUGGCGUAUUAUGGCAAAAUAAACCCCAGCAGCGCCCCAAGGGAAAGCUCUCCAACCAGAUCAAAACGAAGGCCCCGACUUCUGAGAUUUCCCGAAAGUGGUCGGCCUCGCCACGUUUGGCACCCAACACACCAGAGCAAAAAUUAGGACAGAGCCCCCCUGACCGCGGUGCAAGUCGUGGCUGGGCGAACUCAUCUGCCACACCCUCAAGAAGUGCAGGAAACAAAGCAGCCACCUACGCGCGAGCCUGUUGGCUUAGGCUUUGGCUCCCCCCCUACCUCAGCUACCACAAGUCACAUAAGGCGAUGGCGCAGCCGCUCGCCUCGCCCCAUCUUACCUUGCUGCCGGCGCAUCCUCAGAGGGGCGGCGGACCUAUGCAGGGGGGUCCAUUGUCUACACAACCGGAAAGGGGAAGCCUUCGCCGUCGUAAUCGACCGGCCCAAGCUCGACAAGAUCAUAGGCAACGAACACCACACGCGCCGAACUUCUCGAGGCGGUGGCAGCGUAUCUAGUUCUAGCCACUGACACGGGGGCCGCCUUAGGCCUAGCAACUUACUCCACGCCAGGCCCAGCUCUUCGCGCGUGUGAAAAAAGCAGCGGAGUCCCCUGACCUCUUGGGCCUCGGAUCCAAGCCCUCGCGGGAUCCGCAGGCUCGACCUCGCGCCCGUUAAAGGUAGCGAAGUCCCGACACCUAGCGGGGGAGCUGUCCUUACUAUGUGGACUAAAUACCUCGAAGCUGGGAGGCUGAGGCCGUAGCGCAGUCCGUUGUAAGUUUUAGAGUUAGACAAGAGCAGAAGUGUGGACUUGGGCCAAGGCCGUUGCUGUUGGGUGUUGACAUAUGGACGGAGGGUCGGAAAGUAGGAAUAGAGUGCCAGUUUCUAGGGAGAGCGUUGGUCUGUCGCCGUCUGUGUUCUCAGCUGUGCGUAAGUUGAUCCUCCUCCCACGGUCCCUGAAGAGACAGUCGCGAGACUCGCCCGCUUUUACUCCCCUCGCGGCGGCAAGAUAAGGCGCCGGACCCUGCGGCCGUUGGCAAGUACGU